Messenger RNA from Xiphophorus hellerii (green swordtail), 4128 nucleotides. RefSeq names its product nuclear factor of activated T cells 2a (gene nfatc2a). The record is from RefSeq and is a predicted model, not a curated record. The transcript is spliced from 10 exons. The coding region runs from base 575 to 3184 and encodes 869 amino acids. Gene Ontology annotation, cellular component: transcription regulator complex. Gene Ontology annotation, biological process: calcineurin-NFAT signaling cascade; cytokine production; regulation of transcription by RNA polymerase II. NCBI's taxonomy places the organism in Eukaryota, Metazoa, Chordata, Actinopteri, Cyprinodontiformes, Poeciliidae. Gene Ontology annotation, molecular function: RNA polymerase II cis-regulatory region sequence-specific DNA binding; DNA-binding transcription factor activity, RNA polymerase II-specific; transcription factor binding.
UCUUUUUUAUUCUCUUUCCUUCAGUGUCCUGACAGUCAUUUCUUCAUCUCCUACAAUGAGGUUCUUGUGUGCUACUGUCUGAGAGAAGCCGCAGAAAUGCCUUGGCGCGGGAGCAGGAGACGUCAUGGAUUCCUGAGUGUGGGGCUUUGCAGGAAAGCCCUGAGUCUCGGACAUGGACCGGCUCCAGGUUUCCAUGGCAAACGCGCACAAACAGGAGGAAACACUGAGGGAAUCCCGUUAUUUUACAGCAUGGGAGCAUUAUAAACACCCAGAGCGAGGAAGGAAGCCGCUCUCGAUGCUUAAGUAAUCCUCACAGAGCUCGAGGAAAGGGGGGGACCUCAGAGCAGAACCGCUACUGAAGCCGAAGCGGACGCACGCUCUUUGACUCUGAAAGGGAGUUUUGCGCCGCCUUAAGUUUUUAAACAAUAAACGAAGAUUUUUCUUUCUCUCCUCGCAACAUCUAACCGAAGAACGUCUUCUGUGCUAUGCUUUUUCAGGGAGAGUAAUUUUUACUGCCUAUAUAUACUUUUUUUUUUUUUUAGUAUUGUUCCUUUUUUUCCGCUUUCUUCUCCAGAUGUUUAGAGAGAAUUGGAGGCUGGCGCAGUACCACAUGAUGAGGUCCAUGGAUCAAGAUGACCCUGGCCUUGCCUCUCACAAGGUCCUCCGUCCUGAAUCUGAGCAGGUUUUCCCUUUGGAUGAGCAGUACAGGAUCAAGUCCUGCAACUCCCCUUACUCCAACCUCAACCCCGAAGUUCUCUCAGGGUACGAAAACCAGGAGGCCAGAAACUACCUGGACAACACCCGUCCACCAGGUCUGGCCCUGAGCCCCCGGAUCGAGAUCACCCCGUCCCGAGAGCACUACAGUCAUGGCCGGGACUCGCUGCCGAACCAGCACCUGAACCUCAGCCCCAGACCCACCCUCACUGUGCCCGGCCAUGAGAGCCUCGCCUACCGUGAGCCCCAGUGCCUGAGUCCCGCCAGCAGCAACUCCUCCACCAGCUGGCACUCUGAGAGCUACUCGCCCUGGGCGUCCCCCUGUGUUUCACCCAGUAGCGGCCCAAAUCCAGCAGAUCUCUGCCCCCGCAUGCAGAACAUCCACACCUGCUCCCCACGCACCUCCCCGGGUACCUCCCCUCACACCAGCCUCGGAGAAGACGGCGGCCUGGGAGCACGCUCGCCCUCGCCCCGACCGCGCUCCACCUCCCCGCAGGGCAAGCGCACCUACGAAAUGUACCGGAAUCCGGGGCUGAUACCUGGGCAGCGGUCCCGCAGUCCGUCCCCUCACAGCGGCCAGGAGAACCCCAACACGGGAGCUCAUUUCGCACACGUUGUUGAGGGCGUGAAUGGAUUUGGCAGCAGUCAGCCAGGCAUGGUGCCCACCAAAAUAGUCAAGACCUCCAACCAACUUUACGCUUUAAUCCCAGAGAAUCACGGAGACGGGAACUACUGUGAUCAGGACAUUAAAACCAAACCUGCUGCAGAGCCUUUCUAUGUUAUCCCAUCAAUCUGGCCCAAGCCGCUGGUUCCCAAUAUCUGCAGCCUCCCAUUGACCACAGCCCCACCACUGGAGUGGCCCCUUCCCAGUCGCACAGACCAGUAUGAGCUCCACAUUGAGGUGCAGCCCAAGCCUCACCACAGGGCUCACUAUGAGACGGAGGGAAGCAGGGGCGCAGUUAAAGCCCCCACAGGAGGACAUCCAGUGGUGCAGUUGCACGGCUACAGAGGCAAAGAUCCAGUUGGCCUCCAGAUUUUUAUUGGUACCGCAGAUGAGCGCAUCCUGAAGCCUCACGCCUUUUAUCAAGUUCACCGGAUCACCGGCAAGACGGUCACCACCAACAGCUACGAGAGGAUCAUCAACGGCACCAAAGUCCUGGAGAUCCCAUUGGAGCCAAAGAACAACAUGAAAGCCAUAAUCGACUGCGCUGGCAUCCUGAAGCUCAGGAACGCCGACAUCGAGCUGAGGAAAGGCGAGACGGAUGUCGGUCGGAAAAACACCCGGGUCCGACUUGUGUUUCGCGUGCACAUAUUUCAGCCUGGAGGUCAGGACGUCUGUCUGCAAGUGGCCUCGCAUCCCAUCGAGUGUUCUCAGCGUUCUGCACACGAGCUUCCCAUGGUGGAGAAGCAGGAUAUGGACAGCUGCUCCGUCCUGGGCGGCCAGCAGAUGAUCCUGACUGGGCAGAACUUCAGCUCCGACUCAAAGGUCAUCUUCCUGGAGAAGAGUCACGAUGGCCAGCAACUCUGGGAAAUGGAAGCAACGGUGGACAAAGACAAGAGCCAACCUAGCAUGCUGUUUGUGGAAGUGCCAUCUUACCAUGAUACAUCCAUAUGCCAACCUGUCAAAGUGAACUUCUACGUUAUUAACGGCAAACGGAAGCGCAGUCAACCUCAGCAUUUCACCUUCAACCCACUGACAUCUCCUGCCAUAAAGACAGAACCUCUAGAUGAAUAUGAAGCACAAAAUAUGAGCUUUGGUAUUCCUCAGAUCUUGGGCUUAUCGCCUCAAUCCUAUUACCACAACCCUCGCGGCAUCCUUCACCCAGACAAUGGCCUAAUGUCCGGCAUGGCUUCCUGUCAGCGCUUCAGCCCCAACCUUCCAAACCAAGACGCGCGUUUCCAGCAGCAAAGCCCGGCUAUUGUCUACUCUCGAGGUGGGAAGAGCCUCAGUAGCAGCCCAGGCACGUGGCACUCCGGCGGGGUCAUACCUGACCCCCACCGGUCAGUGCUGGUCCACACAGGCUCACCAGCUCAGUCUGUAGGUCCCAUCAGUUCAGGCCAGCACCCAUCUAUCAUCCAGUUCUCCCCUACCAACCACCACCUGCUCAGGGCUGGAGACGCGGAGACUCUCCCUCCUCCUCAGCCUGAUAACCAGCAGAUACUUUUCUGCGAUGACUACCCUCCGCAGGCUGGAUCCCACUCACCUGGACACCCCCAAGCCCAGGCAGCGGUGACCCACCAGCAGCCAUGUCCCACCGUCAUCCAGCAGCAGCAGCAGCCGUUUGGGCAGAAGGAGCCCCAAAAGGUCCGGGUGUCGCCCGGGACACAGCCGAUGGAGGUUACCGAAGAAGAACAGAGGAGGGUGACGGUCAAGGAGGAGAACUUGGACCAGGCCUACCUAGAUGAUGGUGAGUUGAAUGAAAUCAUCAGAAAGGAUCUGACGGGGGUUCAGGCCAGAGGUCAGACAUAGACAACGGAGCGAAGCAGGAAGCGACUGCCUAUUCCUCUUCCUGUGCUACCCACAGACAAACAGACACGCAUCAAUGCAAUCAUCUACUCUCCAGCAAGGUGGCGCUCAUCCCCCUACAAUCUGAUCUCCUGGUCAUUGUUUCCCUUUAAACAUAGAGACCGGAACGUCAGCUCCUGGUUGCUGUGUUUGCUUUGGAUGGUUUCCUGCAAUAAACACUUUGUAAACAGAGGAGCUCAUUUUACCAGUAACAUCUGCCACCAGCACCACUAGGGAUUACUGAGAAAACACAGGGACAUACACCUUAUUUUGAUGAAUAUCUUUACAAGUAUAACCUCAGAAACCAUCUAAAAAGAGAAACGAGUGGAAUAAAGGGAAUAAUUCCUUAAACACGUCCAUAAAGCAACUUUAUCUGCUCUAUUCCGGCAAUAAACUCACACCUCUUGCCUUAUAAUAGCAAAGAUCUGGUUUGUAGCAUGCAGCUAUUUCACCAAAAAUGUCUAACAGGUUAUUGCAAAACCAAAAAAUAAAGCACAAAUCAAUGUUCUCUUGCGGCUUGUAAUAUUUUUCAGCCUUAAUUGCACAAAGUUUGUCUAUAAGUUUCUUUCUGUUGCUUUUCCAAAGCGUUCAUGCUCAUCAUCUCAUUUUAAGUGCAAUUUUGUGCUGGAAGACAAACGCACACAGCCUUAAACAAUCUGUAAAUGAACUAUUGUGACACUGCCUGUUAUGCACUGUUUUCAAACAGUGGUUGAUGUUAUGGCUUCUUAUAUCAUUUGAGUCAUCAGAGUAAAUGAAUAUUUUAUGCUUGUUUUGCAAUAGUAAUUGUUACAGUAACUUGUGAUAAUGCAAUAUUACAUAUAUCUCUGCACAUAUCAAGAGCCAAAAGUGCCACAAUCCAAUAAAUAACUUUUAAACAUUAAUGUAGGCAAUCAAUUAAAUAAAAUUGU